Molecule: messenger RNA, 2287 nt
Organism: Pseudogymnoascus destructans
Lineage: Eukaryota; Fungi; Ascomycota; Leotiomycetes; Thelebolales; Thelebolaceae
Gene: PNG1
Product: peptide-N4-(N-acetyl-beta- glucosaminyl)asparagine amidase
Exons: 2
Coding region: 413-1822 (469 amino acids)
Biological process (GO): glycoprotein catabolic process; protein deglycosylation; protein quality control for misfolded or incompletely synthesized proteins
Cellular component (GO): nucleus; cytosol
Molecular function (GO): peptide-N4-(N-acetyl-beta-glucosaminyl)asparagine amidase activity
Source: RefSeq, a predicted model, not a curated record
CCUCACCUACCAACGAAACCUCUGAAAAGGCCCAUCUACACAAUUAAAACUCUUUCUACUGCACAUACUGCACAUACUGCACAUACAGACGACCUAGAUAUUGCAUCGCCAAUACUUCAUAGAACUAUGCGACAGAGUUAUAUUCUGUGAAGGCACGAAAGGUGAUUUGAAGCCUGGCUGUGCUGGUGCUGCGGUCCACCUCCACCUCCCACCUCCACCUCCACCCUCCACGCGAUAUCACGACUCACACCCCGCGCAACCCCGAACGAACGACAUCACAUCAAUCACCAACGACUACACAAACAUCACCAUCACCAUAGGGAAACACCACCAGCCACGACACGACAGCAGCAGGCGACACCAAACCCGCUCGCUCGAGUCCUCGGCAACCCUCCACAUCAGCCUGCACCUCAUGGCGGACUCGAAUGGGCCUCCGCGCCCGCCCCAGCAGUUCGACGAGGCAUGGGCGAAGGACCUGCGCGUACAGUUCGAGCAGCUGCUGCGUACGAAGCGGUUAAACGAGCUCGAUCGCUCGCGGUCGCGCAAUGGUUCGCCCAGCCCGAGGGAGCGAGCGUCGUCAUCGGAUUUGCGCGGGGAUGUAGGAUCCAGCUCACGACCGACGAGACCGACGACGUCGAGUGGUUCGUCGGCAGGGCAGACGCCGCCGUCUUACUCGUCGCUGAGGAGGCUGUCGAAGCUGCCGUCCCCGCCUAACGAUUCACAGUCGCAGAAAUUCAGAAAUCUAUUACUUACACUAUCGGCGAUGCCGACGAACUACGAGAACCCGGGGUUGUUGGAUGAGGCAUUGCUUGCACUGCCGUUGGAUAGGAUAUACGGCGAGGCACAGGAGGAGAGCGAGGUGCUGCAGGCUCAAGCGGAGAGUAUGGGCGAUGGAAGGAAGCCAGAGUGGGGGUAUCAGGAUUGCGUCAUCCGCGCCUUAUUAAGAUGGUUCAAACGCUCCUUCUUCACCUGGGUCAACAACCCCGCCUGCCCCGUCUGCAUGUCCCCCACCGUCGCCCAAGGCAUGGCGCGCCCCACCCCCGACGAAGCCGCCUGCGGCGCGCUCCGCGUCGAACUCUACCGCUGCUCCGCCGGCGACUGUGGCGCCUACGAGCGCUUCCCCCGCUACAGCGACGUGUGGCGGCUGAUGCAGACGCGGCGCGGUCGCUGCGGCGAGUGGGCCAACUGCUUCAGCAUGCUCUGUCGUGCGCUGGGGGGGCGCGUGCGCUGGGUCUGGAAUGCCGAGGAUCACGUGUGGACGGAGGUGUACUCGGAGAUGCAGAAGAGAUGGGUGCAUGUCGAUGCGUGUGAGGAGUCGUGGGAUAAUCCUAGGCUGUACACUGAUGGGUGGGGGAAGAAGAUUUCGUAUUGUAUCGGCUUCUCUGCUGAUGGCGUGACGGAUGUCACGCGUCGAUAUCUUCGGAAGGCAGAUCAUGCCGAACACCGCAGUCGCUGCCCUGAAGAAGUCCUCCUCUACAUCCUCAACGAGAUCCGCACCCUCCGCCGCGCCAACCUGCCGAAGGAAGAGCGCUUCCGCCUCGAGAAGGAGGAUAGUCGCGAAGACCGCGAACUGCGCGGGUACGUCGUCUCUUCCAUCGCGCAGUCCGUGCGCGUCAAUGUUCCCGAAAUGGUGGCGGAGUCGACGACGUCGAAUCCAUCUCCCCCCCCGCCGCCGAAUCCGCCGUCGAGGAGCGCGAGCGAUGACCAGAAGUUGCCUGCUGAGCAGCCGGCGGGGAGGCAGAGUGGGAAUGAGGAGUGGGCGCGCGCGAGGGGGGAGGCGGGACCGAGGAAUAAUAAUCUACCCCGUGAUCCUACUUACUGAGGUAACCGGACUUUGGGUUGGGGUACACCGGUGGUGUAGCCUUAUGCAGAUAUCCUUAGGUUGAGGGUGGGGUACGCAGCUAGGCCUGGAGGUAAACAUGAUGUGCCUGCCAGGUUGGCAAUACCACCGCACAGUAGAGGCAUGGUGUGCGUAAUGAAGCCGUUCACACGACGGCGCUCCUCCUGUCGCCACGAACACACACAAUGGGGAGGAACACAUCACGACGCGCGAACUCAUCUAUCCACUGUAUAUAGCGCUAGCGACAUUUCAUCUCUAUAGUCACAUCAUAGCACGCAGGUAGUCACGGGGGGGUGGGGAAGGAAGGCGUUAUUUUGGGAAACAUAUUUUUUAUUAUCUUUUGGGACUUUGGGGGGAUUUUGGGUGGGUGGGUCUUGAUCACAUUCGACGAUAUCCGGUUUUUUGUCAUCUGGGCUUUUGGGAAACGAGAGGCAUUUAGGGCAGGGA